AUGUGGAAACAGAGGAGCCCAGAAGCAGAAGCCAACAACUUGCCACCAGGGUCGCUGGGACUUCCGGUCAUCGGCGAGUCCAUCAGCUUCGCCAUCAAAAAGGUAGCUUUCUUCAAGGAGCGACAUGAGCGCUUUGGACGCAUCUUUAAAACAAAUCUGUUUGGAAAACGAACGGUCCGUGUAUACGGGGCCGACAAUAUCCGGAAACUGGUUAGCGGAGAAGGCCAAAUAGUUAGAUCUAGUUAUCCGACGUCCGUCCGCAAAUUACUCGGGGACCAGGCGCUAUCAAUGAGCCAUGGCGACGUGCACAAGGAGAAGAAAACUCAACUCAUGAAAUAUCUGAGUCCAGAGUUUUUCCACAAUCACUGUCCAAUUCUUGCCAAUACCAUCGCUGAACGUGUUCAAAAAUGGCAACACCAGUCGCCCAUUGAUAUUCACUUCGAGACUAGGAAGCUGUUUAUGGAGCUAGCGGCAAGGUUCCUCAUCAACAUUGAUAUUACCGGAGAGGUCAUUGAACAGUUAAUGAAAGAGUUGGAAAUCUUCACUGAUAACGUCUUUUGUCUUCCGUUCAACAUUCCAGGAUUUGGCUUCCAUAAGGCAACAAAAGCAAAACUACGAAUGCGAGAAAUCAUCGCUUCGUCUCUGACCGAGUCCGUCAACAAUAACGACACCGACGGCCUGAGUUCUGUCUUACAAGGAUUGAAGGCUGAGACUAACGAUGUCCCGAUCCAUGAAAACUAUGCCUUGCUGGACUCCAUCAUCGACCUACUUUUCUCCGGAAGUGAAACAGUGAGCUCGGCCGGCUUUUCCCUCCUCCACCAACUGUCAAAACAUGAGAAUGUUUCUGAACGUCUUCGCCAGGAGGCUCACUCACAUGGUCUCGUGAAAUUAGAGGAACCAGUCUGUGCACGUGACGUUCAGGAUAUGCCGUUUGUGGAUGCGGUUGUCAAGGAAACGCUCAGAAUAUUGCCACCAGUUGGGGGUGCGUUUAGAGAGGUCCUGCAAUCGUUUGAACUAGAGGGAUAUACAAUACCGAAGGGAUGGACUGUUGUCUUUGGCAUUCGUGAAACCCAUGAAAGAGAUUCAACUGUAACCAGUACAUCUACAUUCCUCCCAGAGCGCUGGCUCCAUGACAAAAACAGCUCAAGCAGUAGCCCAACCAUGUUCCCGUUUGGUGGAGGCGCAAGGGUGUGUCCGGGACAAGCGUAUGCCAAAAUGAUUCUGAAACUGUUCACCGUAGAGUUGUCUCGAUCCUCUGCAUUAGAACUUGUACAAGACAGUCCCCUGUGUUUUUGGCCAAGCCCCAAACCUGUGAACAAAGUGCUAGUCAAUGUAGAUUUGCACCAUCAAUGUCAUGAUAGAACGUGUGAAACUGAUGCGCUUUGUGCAGUACCGUCACAGGGUCUCAUGUGUUCAUGCAAACAGGGUUACGUGUUUCUGGACGAGACGGAGGAUGUUUGCGUAGACAUGGACGAAUGCGCGCGCCACAUGCAUGACCCUUGCAGCCAUAGAGGAAGAUGUGUCAACACUGUCGGUGGCUACAGGUGCGAAUGCUUGCAUGGCUGGGACUUGGAACAUGAACACUGCAAAAAGAAAACAUCGCAAGACGCGAAAUGCAUGCCGGGUUACACGGGGGAUCAUUGCCAGGAAAUUGUGAGUGCGAAGAAGGCUGGACUAAAACAAAUCCCAGCGAUCCGAAGGGAAAGUGUGACGCUGAUGUGA
Mya arenaria is the source of this 1722-nucleotide messenger RNA. Its product is annotated as cytochrome P450 26A1-like. Gene Ontology annotation, biological process: sterol metabolic process. Lineage: Eukaryota; Metazoa; Mollusca; Bivalvia; Myida; Myidae. Gene Ontology annotation, molecular function: heme binding; oxidoreductase activity, acting on paired donors, with incorporation or reduction of molecular oxygen; iron ion binding. The transcript has 9 exons. Bases 1 to 1722 code for a protein of 573 amino acids. The record is from RefSeq and is a predicted model, not a curated record.